This is a messenger RNA of Linum trigynum, 906 nucleotides long. Lineage: Eukaryota; Viridiplantae; Streptophyta; Magnoliopsida; Malpighiales; Linaceae. The record is from the annotation of a GenBank genome assembly.
AUGCUAGACAAGGAAGACUUGGGGCUCAGCUUAAGCUUGAGCUUCCCGCCUCAUCAUCACCACCACCAUGCUCCUCUCCACCUCAAUCUCAUGCCUUCUUCCGUUUCAUCCUCUUCCUCCUCCUCCGGGAUGAACCACGCCGCUCAAAUCCUCAAUCCUUCCUCCGAUCUGAAUUCGGACCCGAACCGGGGCGAGACGGCGAUACCGUUCCUCCGCGGGAUCGAUGUGAACCGGCUCCCGACGGCCGAUUGCGACGAGGAGCCCGGAGUUUCUUCUCCCAACAGUACCGUUUCGAGUAUUAGCGGCAAGAGGAGCGAGAGGGAUCAACCAGCUACCACCGGAUCCGGCGGAGAGGAUCUCUACGCCGACGAGGAAGACGGAGACACCUCCCGGAAGAAGCUCCGGUUGUCCAAAGAUCAGUCCGCCGUUCUCGAAGAUAGCUUCAAGGAGCACAACACUCUCAAUCCUAAGCAAAAGACGGCACUUGCUAAGCAAUUGGGCCUUCAGCCCAGACAAGUGGAGGUAUGGUUCCAGAACAGACGGGCCAGGACCAAGCUGAAGCAAACGGAGGUGGACUGCGAGUUCUUGAAGCGAUGCUGCGAGAAUCUAACGGAGGAGAAUCGGCGGUUGCAGAAAGAGGUGCAGGAACUGAGAGCACUCAAACUUUCCCCGCAGUUCUACAUGCAGAUGACCCCACCAACCACGCUCACCAUGUGCCCUUCGUGUGAGCGUGUCGCGGUCCCGCCGUCAUCCACCUCAUCACCACCUGUUGUGGCGGCGACGAGGGUUGGAUCGUCGCCGUUGCCGAUGAUGAGCACCGCAACGGCCCACCACCAUCGGUCCAUGGCUGCGAUUAACCCAUGGGCUGUUGGUGGGCCGUUCAACGUGCUUCGUCCUCUAUCGUAG